ACGUAUUCACAUAACGAAGGCAACGCUGCAAUACUUGAAUGAGGACUACGAGGUGGAGCCAGGUUAUGGUGGAGAGCGGAAUGCCUACCUGAAGGAGAAUAGCAUUGAAACAUACCUGAUCGUUGGAUGCAGUCAGAAAAGGAAAGAAGAGAAAGCCAUGAUGGCUAAACUUCAGCGAGCGAGAGCCAAUUCGAUUGGGAACCUGGGGUCCCCUUGGGGACCAGAGAGACCCUUCCACGUGGCCAACCACCUCUCCAAGGACAUGAGGAUUCGGGGUAUCGUGGAUUACAUGGGAAAAGACAAGUGUACCCAGGAGACCAUGAAUCCAGAGGACGAGGUGGACGAGUUCCUGGGACGAGCCAUCGACGCCAGGAGCAUUGACCGGCUGCGCUCGGAACACGUCAGGAAAUUCUUACUGACCUUCAGGAAGGGGGAGCUGGAGAAGAAGUAUUCCAAGGAGGUGGAUGACCGUUCCGGGGGAUAUGUGGUGUGUGCUUUCCUGGUCUUUUUUUUCAUCUGUUUGGUGCAGAUUCUCAUCAUGCCGCAUUCCUUCCUGAUGUUGGGGUUUUAUCUCAGUUGCUGCCUGGUAUUGAUCACUAUCCUGUUUGUCUGUGCGAUCUACUCCUGUUUCAGACUCUUCCCCACCCCUCUGCAGCACAUCUCCAAGAAGAUAGUGCAGUCGAGGACCAACAGCACCAUCGUGGGAAUCUUCACCAUUAUCCUGGUCUUUCUAUCAGCGUUCAUCAAUAUGUUUGCCUGCAACUCGGAAGACCUGCGGGAGUGUGUGGCGAAGGAACAGAACAUCACUCCGAGGAUGGUGAAUGCCUGUUACCUCAAAUCUUUAAAUUACACUUUGGGGGAAGAGGUUAGUCCGUGUGGAGGCACGUCCCUCUUCUGCAACUUUCCAGAGUAUUUCACCUACAGUGUGCUGCUGACAUUGUUGGCCUGUGCAGUGUUCUUACAGAUAAGCAGCAUUGGCAAACUCACCCUCAUGUUCAUCAUCGAAGUCAUUUUCAUCAUCCUCGUGGAGUGGCCGAAGGUCAACCUCUUCGACAACUUUGACCUCCUGGUUGCGGCCAAUGCUCUGGCGACCUACAAUGAAACAGAAACUUGCCAGGAGAUGGGUAGCAAGGUUGCUCUCAAGUACGUGACCCCUGUUAUCCUGACGGUGUUUGUCCUGGCUCUGUACCUCCACGCACAGCAGGUGGAGUCCACAGCCCGGCUCGACUUCCUGUGGAAACUACAGGCCACAGAGGAGAAGGAGGAGAUGGAGGAACUUCAGGCUUAUAACCGAAGGCUGCUUCACAACAUCCUGCCCAAAGACGUGGCAGCUCACUUCCUCGCCCGUGAGCGGCGUAACGAUGAACUCUAUUACCAGUCCUGUGAGUGUGUCGCAGUCAUGUUCGCCUCCAUCAGCAACUUCUCCGAGUUUUAUGUGGAGUUAGAGGCAAACAACGAGGGUGUGGAGUGUCUCCGGCUCCUGAAUGAAAUCAUCGCCGACUUCGACGAGAUUAUCAGUGAGGAACAAUUCAGACAACUGGAGAAGAUUAAAACCAUUGGCAGCACCUACAUGGCAGCCUCAGGUCUCAAUGAUUCCACAUAUGACAAGGCUGGGAAGUCACACAUUAUGGCACUGGCCGACUAUGCCACGCGACUGAUGGAGCAGAUGAAAUAUAUUAACGAGCACUCCUUCAAUAAUUUCCAGAUGAAGAUCGGGCUGAACAUUGGCCCGGUGGUGGCAGGGGUAAUCGGAGCCCGAAAACCUCAGUACGACAUCUGGGGCAACACGGUGAAUGUGGCCAGUCGGAUGGAUAGUACGGGCAUCCCCGACAAGAUUCAGGUGACGGGGGACAUGCAGCAGGUCCUCGCUGCCAAGGGCUACCACCUGCAGUGCCGUGGCCUGGUGAAGGUGAAAGGCAAGGGAGAGAUGAUGACCUACUUCCUCAGUGAGGGCCCGGCUAACAGUUAGCGGGCAGUGGGAAGGAGCACAGAUCGGUGACGGGGAGGGAGGCGGAGGACAGGAGCUGGCUGGAUCCAUCCGGACAAACAAGGCCGUCAGCCAUCUGACCGCUCCUUCAGGAGAAGC
Messenger RNA from Carcharodon carcharias (great white shark), 2086 nucleotides. RefSeq names its product adenylate cyclase type 5-like. Gene Ontology annotation, cellular component: plasma membrane. The annotation marks the transcript as partial. The record is from RefSeq and is a predicted model, not a curated record. Gene Ontology annotation, molecular function: adenylate cyclase activity. Gene Ontology annotation, biological process: adenylate cyclase-inhibiting G protein-coupled receptor signaling pathway; adenylate cyclase-activating G protein-coupled receptor signaling pathway; intracellular signal transduction. The transcript is spliced from 15 exons. NCBI's taxonomy places the organism in Eukaryota, Metazoa, Chordata, Chondrichthyes, Lamniformes, Lamnidae.